CGCCGCCGAAUCCCGUAUACCCUCCCGCCGCGCAGCGCCGCCGUCCUCCUCCCCGCCACCAGCAGCCAUGGCGACCGAGCUCGCGUACGCCCCGCCGAUGAAGGCCGGCAAGGAGGGGUUCCAGGGCACGCAGGAUCCGCAGCACAGGAUCCGCAUCACCCUCUCCUCCAAGAGCGUCAAGAACCUCGAGAAGGUUUGCGCCGAUCUGGUUAAGGGAGCCAAGGACAAGAGCCUGAAGGUGAAGGGCCCCGUCAGGAUGCCCACCAAGGUGCUCAACAUCACCACCAGGAAGUCCCCAUGUGGAGAAGGUACCAACACCUGGGAUAGGUUUGAGAUGCGGGUGCACAAGAGGGUGAUUGACCUCGUUAGCUCCCCGGAUGUCGUGAAGCAGAUCACCUCGAUCACCAUCGAGCCUGGUGUCGAGGUUGAGGUGACCAUCAGCGACCAGUAGUAUGCUACCUGUCGUUGAGACCAUUGAACAAGAUACUUUUAGACCUUUGUAGUGUUGGAAACUGGAUUUGUAUGGCUAGGCUCUUUGCAUCUUGGUUCUGAUUACUUGUCGUCUAAGUUAUUGUCAUCGUCAAUUUUCAUUUCUUCAGUGUGUGCUGUAUCAGAUUGGAUGUUUAUACAUGGCUUAGAUUUUUUACUUAACUCUGCUUUAUCA
Lolium rigidum is the source of this 664-nucleotide messenger RNA. Its product is annotated as 40S ribosomal protein S20-like. Gene Ontology annotation, biological process: translation. The record is from RefSeq and is a predicted model, not a curated record. Gene Ontology annotation, molecular function: RNA binding; structural constituent of ribosome. NCBI's taxonomy places the organism in Eukaryota, Viridiplantae, Streptophyta, Magnoliopsida, Poales, Poaceae. The transcript is spliced from 3 exons. Bases 68 to 451 code for a protein of 127 amino acids. Gene Ontology annotation, cellular component: ribosome; cytosolic small ribosomal subunit.